Besnoitia besnoiti is the source of this 840-nucleotide messenger RNA. RefSeq lists its product as uncharacterized. Lineage: Eukaryota; Apicomplexa; Conoidasida; Eucoccidiorida; Sarcocystidae. The transcript is spliced from 4 exons. Bases 1 to 840 code for a protein of 279 amino acids. The record is from RefSeq and is a predicted model, not a curated record.
AUGUACAAUUCAGAGCAUAGGGAGACUGAAGUCGAUCCUCUCAGCUUGGCGGCCGUUCUCCUGAAGGAUAGGGGCGUGAUGUGUGACGCCGAGGCGUGCAUCGAAGCCCUGCGGGCAUGGAGGACGUCAGAGGAGAGUAAUCUACAGCAACAACUCGAAGAUAUUGACAGAUCAGGAAGCAGCGCCAAGAGCGAAACGGACCCCCUUACGCUGGAACUGGACGGUCUCCUGGCACGUGGCAGUGGCGUCGUCGCUCGGGUAGAGAAAGUGCGGAUGGAACUCGAAAGAGAGAUUGAGGAAAUACAUUCUUCGGCGCUGGCAGCCCAGGAGGCGAAGCUAGAGAGCUUCCGGGAUCACCUGGAGACCGACGUCAGCGUCCCGUCGAUAGCCGAUCUCACUGAGGAGGUCCUCAGAAUGGAGGGGGGAUUUCUCCUGGUUUGCAUGGCCAUGCGUGGAAUGGGCUCUCAGUACUGCUGCGACAUCGAUGAGGCCUUGGAAGAAGCCACCAAAACAGAGAGGGUGCCUGAACUAACUCGCAUUCAGGAGUUCUGGUCUUUAGCGGCAGAGGAUUCCGGCGGCGGUUCCAGCUUCUCAAGGCCGACCCCACGACGAGAGGACGACGCUGCUUCGCGGGCACUGAAAUCCAUUCCUCGCGACGGCGCGCGGCCUGACUCGACGAUAUUUCUCGACUCAGUUCUGCUGCAGUGUGCCGAGGUAGGCUUCCUCAGCGUGUUAGGUCAGGGGGAGCAGCGUGCCUUCACUUUAGCGAAUACGCGAUCCAUCACGGCGCGAGAGCGGGAGAACGGCAGCCACGCGGAUGCUGAUGGGGCCAUGCCGUGA